AUGUUCAGGAGUGUAUUGUGAGUUGAUUACUUAUUGUUUUUGAGAGUUUCAAGUUUCUUUUUGGUUUUGAGGACUUUUUAUAUUAUAGUAGAUUGUUCAAAUAAUUCUGCGCUUUCAAACCUUAAAAAAUUGCUUUGAGAGAGGGUGCAGAACUAUUUGAAUAAUCUGAUUGAUAGAUCGGCGGGGUUUUUAAUAAUUAAAAAAAAUUUUUGUUUCACAAGGGGAACCAAUUUCAAUUUUUUGAAAUUUUCAGAAUUUUUUUUUAUUGUUAAGGGAAGGCGUAGUCUUUUACUAUUACAUCUAGUUUUUCACUUAUUUUUAGGGUUGAAAAUUACUUUUUUAAAUAAAAUUUGGCUGAUAUAUUACCUAAAAGUUGCAUUUUAUAAAUUUGAUGUCUUUAGCGUUGCUUUCUGCGUUGCCUUGGCCAUUUUUGGAUGUGCUAACGCUCAACCAGCUGCUGUAAGUUUGUUUUAUAAGAAACUUUAUUCUAAAAUUUCAAAAAUGAAAAAAAAUUAAUUUUUAUGCAAAACAUAAUUGACUAUACCUAAGAAAAAAAAGAAGUAAAAGCAAAAAAAAAGAAGAUGAAGAAAAAGACAUUUAUAAACAAAAAACAGCUUAGAAUCGGCUGAAAAAAAGUAAAAGAUAUAGUUUACCAUGUCACGUUUCAUAAUUUAUGUUAAAAUUUUUAGUGGCCAGCUACCAGCUACUCGCCCUACUUCCAAAACCUGUUUGCUCAUGCUCAAGCCCCGGUUCAAUCGCUGCCUUCUGGACCUGGAGCUCAAGCUCCAGCUAUUCCAGUUGGCCUAAACCCUCCAGCUUCUUUCACUCCUCCACUUGGAAGACGUUAA
Messenger RNA from Bursaphelenchus okinawaensis, 848 nucleotides. Lineage: Eukaryota; Metazoa; Nematoda; Chromadorea; Rhabditida; Aphelenchoididae. The record is from the annotation of a GenBank genome assembly.